Molecule: messenger RNA, 622 nt
Organism: Biomphalaria glabrata
Lineage: Eukaryota; Metazoa; Mollusca; Gastropoda; Planorbidae
Exons: 6
Coding region: 136-513 (125 amino acids)
Source: RefSeq, a predicted model, not a curated record
AGAAGAAAAAAAAGAUGAAUUGGUAGAGAAAAAAAAAAGAAAAAAAGAAUCGAAAGCUGACUACAGAAAAAGUGAAAUUCAUUUGAUCAAUCAUCCCCAAGGAGUAGCGUCCAGUACUGUAGAACAGCAUAGAAAAUGGCUUUCACACAAAGAAUUAUACAGAUCUCAAUUUUGUUAGCAGCGUUGGUGUGUAUUGUUUUCUCUCAAGACCCGGCAUUAUUUAGCAACAUGCAGGCCUCAACUUCUGCCGCAACAGGUCAACCAGGCGGCUUUGACAUGUCAGCCUUGGGCGGUGGUAUGCCUAUGCCACCUAACUUCGGUAUGCCCCCACCAGCACAGCCAAGACCAAAUCCCAUGCAAUCAAUGCUGCCAUUACUAAUGUUCCGAGGCAGUGACUUCGCCCAGCAGAUGAUGCUGAUGCAAAUGAUGGGCAUGGGUGGCAGUAGCGCUGGAGCAAUGGGCGGCAUGCCAAUGAACCCAUUUUUAAUGUACAACCUUAUGAAAGCUUUUUGAAUUUUGUAAAAAAAAAUUUUUUAUUUUUGAAUUAUAAAUUGACUAUUUGCUGGGUCCGUGGUCUGGUCCAAUAUGUUGUUCAAAUCAUUAAAUAAACAUGCUGUUUUUA